CCUUUUUUUAAAAUGACAUCCACAAAGGAACCUGUGUUCAUCAAAGAGGGAACUCUAAGAGAGGGACUUACUCAAGGAAUAUCGUUGCAUGGGUGGACAAUUACAAGUAAGAAGGCUUCAAUUUGUAGUUCUGCUGAAAUGGAAAAGAUUUCCAAAGAUUAUGGUUUACCACCACCAGAGAUGGUUUUCGGAAACAAUCAUGUAACGGUGGAAAAGGACUCUUUUAAAUUAUCUUUUGGAGCGUAUGAUGCAUUAAGUCAAGUGGAUACAAGCUCUACUAGUAGUGAGAAAAUCAAGGUUGCUUAUUCAGAAGAGUGGACUAGAAAGAGCUCUGCAAAUCAUACAGAUGUUAAGGACGUGGUAAAACCAUAUGAUUGGACAUAUACAACGAAAUAUAGAGGAACCUCCAAUGCUGAACUUGAACAACAUGAUGGUCAAUCAUUGGUCGAUGUAAAUAGAUUAAGACAACAGGAACCAAUUUUGUUCUACGAUGAAAAUAUAUUGUAUGAAGAUGAAUUGGCAGACAAUGGAACUGCUAUGCUGAUGAUACGUUUGAGAGUAAUGCCAACUUGUUUUCUAGUUUUACAAAGAUUCUUUCUAAGAGUGGAUGAUGUAUUAUUUAGAUUAAAUGAUACAAGAUUAUAUCAUGAGUUUGGGAAUGAUUAUUUCGUACGUGAAUAUACAUCGAAGGAGGCGCAUUAUAAUGUUAUCAGACAGAAAUUGGGCAGAGGUGAUAUAUCGUUGCUAAAUGAUCAAAAUUGGGUAUCUUCCGUUAUGCCAGAUGAACCUACAGAAUCCAUCAAGGAAAAAUUAAAAAUCUAAUAAAAUAAUAUGAUGCUAUCUAUAUAUCUCUAACCCUGAUCAAUGGAUAAGUGU
Mucor mucedo is the source of this 876-nucleotide messenger RNA. RefSeq names its product TIP41-like family-domain-containing protein. Gene Ontology annotation, cellular component: cytosol. Bases 13 to 822 code for a protein of 269 amino acids. Gene Ontology annotation, biological process: TOR signaling. The transcript is spliced from 5 exons. Lineage: Eukaryota; Fungi; Mucoromycota; Mucoromycetes; Mucorales; Mucoraceae. The record is from RefSeq and is a predicted model, not a curated record.